This is a messenger RNA of Durio zibethinus, 880 nucleotides long. Its product is annotated as V-type proton ATPase 16 kDa proteolipid subunit-like. Gene Ontology annotation, cellular component: proton-transporting V-type ATPase, V0 domain. NCBI's taxonomy places the organism in Eukaryota, Viridiplantae, Streptophyta, Magnoliopsida, Malvales, Malvaceae. Gene Ontology annotation, biological process: proton transmembrane transport. Gene Ontology annotation, molecular function: proton-transporting ATPase activity, rotational mechanism. The record is from RefSeq and is a predicted model, not a curated record.
AAUCGCUUCCACCAAAAACAAAGAGGGCAUUAUGGUAAAUCGACCACUCACAACCUUCCUUGCCCGAUCCCCGUCUUCCUAUCCUCUUUAGAAAAUAAAAAAUAAAAAAACCAGUAAGAAAAAAAUUCCGCAAUCUGAUCCAAGAAUUAUCCUAUCUCCGCAACCAAACAAAUACCAAAGGAAAGGAUGUCCUCCAAUUUCAGUGGCGAUGAAACUGCUCCUUUCUUCGGCUUCCUGGGAGCCGCCGCUGCUCUCGUCUUCUCUUGUAUGGGGGCGGCGUAUGGAACAGCGAAGAGUGGGGUGGGAGUGGCCUCAAUGGGAGUGAUGAGGCCAGAGCUUGUGAUGAAAUCUAUAGUUCCAGUGGUUAUGGCUGGGGUUUUGGGUAUUUAUGGAUUGAUUAUAGCUGUUAUUAUUAGUACUGGAAUCAACCCCAAAGCAAAAUCUUAUUAUUUGUUUGAUGGGUAUGCACACUUGUCAUCUGGCCUCGCUUGUGGCCUCGCUGGCCUUUCUGCUGGAAUGGCCAUAGGGAUUGUCGGCGAUGCUGGAGUCAGGGCUAACGCACAACAGCCUAAGCUCUUUGUUGGUAUGAUUCUUAUCCUCAUUUUUGCGGAAGCACUUGCUCUCUAUGGACUCAUUGUGGGGAUCAUCCUUUCAUCCCGAGCUGGUCAAUCUCGCGCAGAAUAAAGAACGCCAAACUCCAAAAAGCUGUUUUUUUUUUAAUCUUAUUUUAUAUUCUUUAAAGUUGGAAAUGUAUAAUCAGAAGUUGAAUUUAAAUACAUGAGAUCCCCCCCACCCCGCCUUAUAGUUCUAUUGAGUUUGAUGAACUCUCUGGAUAUGUUGUGUCUGAUCAAGAUUAUGGAACUGAACUCUUUUCCAAACA